Puma concolor (puma) is the source of this 471-nucleotide messenger RNA. NCBI's taxonomy places the organism in Eukaryota, Metazoa, Chordata, Mammalia, Carnivora, Felidae. The record is from RefSeq and is a predicted model, not a curated record.
AUGCACACUCUAAAAGUGCCCUUCAUCGUCUCUCCAGCCUCAGCCUCGUCCCCCACCUCCUCCUCCCCGUCAACCCGGCUGGAGGGUCUGGGCACCACAGCCAGAGCACCCCCUGCUUUGGCGGCGACUGCUAAUAUUGACCCGACCAGCAGAUCAUCGGCCGGGCAGUUUCAGCAGAGAGCUUUGGGCACCAGUGACUCCCCCGUCCUCUUCAUCCACCGCCCGGGAGCUUCGGGGACUACGCAGCGACUAGAGUACAGGGGCCGAAGAGUCACUGCUGAGCUCCUUGAGGAGGAGGUGGAUCCCAAGACCCAGGGCCCGGCAUCUCACCCAGCUGAGCCCCCAGCCCAGGCUGCCCCCCAGCUGGAGCCACAGCCCGAGUCACAGCCAGCCAGAGCUGCUGGAGAACCCAGCCCAGAGGUGAGCUGCUGUGGCCUGUGGCCCAGGUGGUCCCCUCGCGCUCAGAACUGA